GGACGAGGAGUUUUCAGUCAGUUCUGUUCUGGACUCAGACGUUAUCCAUGCCAGUCGUAAAGACAUUCCCUGUAUAUUCAGAGUGACUGCGUCCCAGCUCUCCCCCUCCAGCAGCCAUAAGACCUCCAUCCUGAUCCUGGCUGACAGCAAUCAGGAGAGGAACAAGUGGGUGGGCCUCCUCAACGAGCUGCAUCGCAUCCUCAAGAAGAACAAGCUAAAGGAGCGCUUCGUUUACGUCCCUAAGGAGGCCUACGACAGCACAUUGCCCCUCAUCAAGACCACCCAGUCUGCUGGGAUCAUAGAUCAUGAACGUGUCGUCCUGGGCAAUGAGGAAGGCCUUUUUGUCAUUCAUGUAACCAAAGAUGAAAUAAUCCGUGUGGGAGACAACAAGAAGGUCUACCAGAUCGACCUGAUYCCCCAGGAGCAGCUGCUGGCUGUCAUCUCAGGCAGAAACCGCCAUGUGCGCCUCAUCCCCACACAGGCUCUGGAUGGUCGAGAGGCAGACUCCAACAAGCUGGCUGAAACCAAAAACUGUCAGACCAUCGUCUCGGGCCCAGUCCGAAACGGCGCCCUCACCUGCCUCUGUGUGGCCAUGAAAAGUAAAAUCAUCUGUUACGAGGUGAAUAAGGUGAAAUCCCGUCACCGUGUGCUGCGAGAGCUGCCUGCCCCGGGGCCUGUUCAGUGGAUGGGUCUGCUCAGUGAGCGCCUGUAUGUGGGGUACCAGUCUGGCUUCAUGCGCUACAGUCUCCAUGGCGACAUGUCCCCCAUCAGUCUCCUCCACCAUGAGGACCACACCCUGGCUUUUAUCCCACAUCAGAAUCUGAGUGCCCUGUGUGCCGUGGAGAUUUCCAGCAAAGAGCUGCUGUUGUGCUUCAGUGCCAUCGGGGUCUACGUGGACUCGCAGGGUCGCAGGUCGCGGCAGCAGGAGCUUAUGUGGCCGGCUGUGCCCCACACUGCCUGCUACAAUGCCCCCUACCUGUCAGUGUACAGUGAGAAUGCUGUGGAUGUGUUUGAUGUGAACACCAUGGAGUGGAUUCAGACCAUCCCUCUGAAGAAGGUGCGACCUCUGAAUGUUGACGGCUCUCUAAACCUGUUGGGCCUGGAAACUGUGCGCCUUAUUUACUUUAGAAACAAGAUGGCUGAAGGUGAUGAGCUGGUUGUCCCGGAGACAUCAGACAACAGCAGGAAGCAGAUGCUGCGCAGCAUGAACAACAAACGACGCUACUCUUUCAGAGUUCCUGAAGAGGAGCGACUUCAGCAGAGAAGAGAGAUGCUGCGAGAUCCAGAGAUGAGGAACAAGCUGAUCUCUAACCCCACCAACUUCAACCACGUGGCUCACAUGGGACCAGGAGAUGGCAUCCAGAUCCUCAAAGACCUGCCCAUGAAUGUUCGUGUUCAGGAGAGUCGUGCAGGAUUUAGUGGUUCAGUCAGCAUCCCUUCCAUCACCAAGAACCGGGCUGAGCCGGGUCGCUCCAUGAGUGCCAGCAGCGGGUUGGGCAUACGCUCCUCCUCUCAGAACGGCAGCGCUCUGCGCAGAGACCUGUCAGGAGGAAGCUACGGAUCCAAACGUCAGACCAUGACUUCCCCCUCAGAGAGCUCUCUGUCCUCAGGAGGAGGAAUGGACUGUGGUGACGCUCCACUCUCACAGUUUGACAGAGAGUGGCAGGCGGUCUCACCAUCGGAGAAGACCCCCGAUCUGAAAAGGGCUUUAAGGACCCUCCUUAGUAAAAUGAAGGUAAUGUGCUCAGCUGCAAUGACUGCACCAAACACACAAAGUGAAAGCACUGUGUCGCUGCGCAUCACACACACACACACACACACACACACACACACACUACCAGCACCACAUCAACUCUGUUCCAUCAGCAGAUGGCUUGUUGCAUCAGCUGUCACCGCUUCUCAUCGCUGCCCUCUCAGCCAAUCACAGAGCAUGUCUGCCUCCAUUCUGCUCCCUCGUGUUUCUGACCAGAAGAGUCUACAAGUUACAAUCAGCUCGGUGUUUCUGAAACUAAACAACAAAAGAAUCCCACUGAAGAGAUGAGUGUGAGUCAGACUGGACUGAAUCCUGCUUCACGUUAGUCACAUACACACACAUGAAGAAAACCUUUCUGAACCUGCUGCAAACAUGUGAUAUAAAAAGCCCAGGUUUUAUUGAUGUACAAACAAUUAGAUCAUAAUAAAUCAUUACAUUUUAUUAGUGGCACACAAUAAAGAAGCUC
This is a messenger RNA of Austrofundulus limnaeus, 2219 nucleotides long. RefSeq names its product serine/threonine-protein kinase MRCK alpha. Gene Ontology annotation, cellular component: cytoplasm; actomyosin; cytoskeleton. The record is from RefSeq and is a predicted model, not a curated record. Gene Ontology annotation, molecular function: protein serine/threonine kinase activity. NCBI's taxonomy places the organism in Eukaryota, Metazoa, Chordata, Actinopteri, Cyprinodontiformes, Rivulidae. Gene Ontology annotation, biological process: peptidyl-threonine phosphorylation; actomyosin structure organization.